This is a messenger RNA of Orbilia oligospora ATCC 24927, 1290 nucleotides long. RefSeq lists its product as uncharacterized. The transcript has 7 exons. Lineage: Eukaryota; Fungi; Ascomycota; Orbiliomycetes; Orbiliales; Orbiliaceae. Bases 1 to 1290 code for a protein of 429 amino acids. The record is from RefSeq and is a predicted model, not a curated record.
AUGAGCUCAACAGCCGCCAUGUUCGAAGAGGAUCCGAUUCUUCUAUGCCUCGUUAUUGCUAUUCUACUAGCCACAAUUCUUGUCAGAACAUAUUCGUCGAGAUCUGGUCCGGUGCGGGAUGUCUCCCCGAACCCUUCAUCGCCUCCGACACAGCUAGCGCUACCUGCAAGCUUAAGCAAACGAAGCCCUGGACAAUGGAUACCGAUGGACUUCAAGGCGCCGGACCCGCCGCCGUACCCUGACUGGGAUGUGAAGACUACAAAGCCAUUGCCCUAUCGUCCGUUCAAAUACGGUCCGACAUAUUUUGUCACUAUGGGCCUCCGAAAAGGCAAUCUCGACGAUUGGAUAGAAUUAGAUAACGAGUAUCUUAAAUUUCAUGCCAUUAAGAAAGAAAGAAUAGAGUCCCGUGGAGACAGCCUCUGCAAAACAGCGCCAGAGGCCCUAGAUGCUGCUAUCGAAUUACUAGAGUUGCUAUGCGAUUAUUUACCGAAACGUUAUCCGUCGAUGUUUACGAAAACCGGUGUGGGAGUCGAUAACAUUAUCACCAAUGAAUCGUUUAAUAUCACACAGCGUCCAUUACUCGAGGAACCGAUGAGAACAAUUGGGAGACUGAUCCAAGACGAUAUUGCUAUUAUGGUUGAAGGUUCCGACGGACUGUCUUAUCUGAAAUCGGGGAGUAUAAUUCUACCUGGUUUUUGGAAACUUGAGGAGAAGUUCAACAUGAACCUUUCGGAUAUUCACACCAGUGGCGAUGUACCGCAGUUUCGUGAGAAGUUGGAAAGGGGAAUGGUCAAUUUUUUUAAGAGAGUUAUGCCAGAUGACAUGGUGAUCAGGCACAACGUAAGUUUAAAUCUGUCUAUCAGGGAUUUCAAGAAUUUACAGUUUCCGCAGUAUUUUAUGCAAGUGGACGACGGGUUAGCCUGGUCCCACAGUAUAGGGCCUGAAGAUUCUCCCCACGUGGGAUGGUUUACUGCAGAGAAGGACAAAGUAGUUGAAAACCAUUGGUUUAGAUCUGAAAGACAGACUCUCCGACGACUUCCACGAAGUGGCGGUGUAGUUUUCACUAUCCGAACAUACUUCCAUCCAGUCACAGAAGUCGCCAAAGAACCGUACGUGCCGGGUCGGUUGGCUUCUGCUAUCAGGUCAUGGGGUGAUGAUGUAGCAAAAUAUAAAGGGAGUGAAAAGUAUAAGUCUAUCUUGCUGAAUUUUCUUGACCAAGAAAACGAGAAGCAAAUUGAUUUGGGGUUAAUAUCGGAGGGCGGAGAAAGCCAUCUAAAGUAUCCCUACUGA